AUGCAUGUCAAAAUCGUCGAGUUUCGCGUCGUCGCAGAGCCGCGCUCCCCCCCCGAGGCCCGAGCCGCAGCUCCGAUCUCGCCGCCGGCCGUGGCUUCUUCCCGCGCGGUGCGCGGAGAGUCGCUCUGCGCGCGCGCCGAGGAGGCAGCAGGCGAAGCAGCCGCAAGGAGCGUCUCUGUCUCCCGCGAGGAGGAAAACAGGCGAUGGAGAUUGUUCCUCGCGGUGUACGUCCGGAACUCGGCGGUGGCUGCGCGAUGCAGCGACGAUACCGCCGACGCGAGCGAGGCGAAGCUGAAGGAGGCCGCAGGCCCUGCGCCGCCCCGAGGUGGAGGAGGCGCCGAAGGCCCUGCAGCCCCCUCGGACGCGGUCGCGGCGGGAGACCCGCCCACGCCGAGUGCAGUCUCCGCGAGCGGUCGAUUCGGCGAGUCCAUGGGGCGGGGUGGAGCCCGAAGCGACCCAAAGGAGCCGGCGCACGCGGGCGAAUGGGCACGAGGGUCAACAGAAGAGGAGGUUGAAGAGGGAGCGGACGAGGUCGGAGACGCACGCCCAAAACGAGCCCGGGAGACAGAGGACGACGCGGCGGGUCGGAAGAGUGAAGCGAGGAAAGUGGGGAAUUUCGCGGAAACGCGGCGGAAGGGGAAGUUUCUCUCGAAGAAGAGGCGCGUAGGCGCCAGUUUACGAGUCGCGCGCAUACAGGCGAUCCCCCUCUCCCGCGGACGCGAAAGUAGCGAGGAGACUUCGUGCCUACACCGACUCCCACGCUCAGUCACCUGA
Molecule: messenger RNA, 774 nt
Organism: Besnoitia besnoiti
Lineage: Eukaryota; Apicomplexa; Conoidasida; Eucoccidiorida; Sarcocystidae
Exons: 1
Coding region: 1-774 (257 amino acids)
Source: RefSeq, a predicted model, not a curated record